CAGAACUGACACUUUGUCUUGACAUUUUUGUUCCUAGUUAAUUAUAAUUCUAUGGAAUGUCUUUAUUUAUAGUGAUAUUUUACAGUAUACCAACCAAUGUAGUUUUUAAAUUAGAUAACAAAAACUAUCGACAGUAUACAUGGAUUCAUCUCAGUUAUCCCUUAAGUUACACCCAAAACCAAUAAACAUAUUUUAUGUGUGGUACCCCGAAUUAUGUCGCCGUAUGAAUUGCAUACCUGCAAGAGUUAUAAAACUGUCGAAGCCUAAAUGUCGAACUAUACUCGAAUUUAAUGGGGAUCGCUUGAAGAUAGAUGAAUGGAUUCCAAUAGUGAACGCCCUCCGUACUGAUACAAGUCUUCAUGCUAUCUGCAUCAAAAGUAGGUUAAGUAAUUGUCCUGUUUUACAUGAUAUUGAGACUGAGGAAAAGGCAAAAAACAUGAAAAGACGAUACGGGUCGCUGUAUACUGCGUUUGUAUUAAGCCAACUUGUUAAAUCAAUUUCAUCUUCAAUAAAACGAACGGACGUUCUUACAUUUUUAGAACUGGACGGUCUACCGAUGCUCCCACAAUAUUUGGAGCCUCUAAUGCAAGCUUUAAAGAAAAAUAAAUCGGUGAGACAUCUUUCAUUUGCUAAUUGCGCUCUUAGAGAUUCCGGAUGUGACAUGGUGUGUCAAUAUUUACGAUAUAUACCUAAUAUUGAAGUUAUUAAUCUUUCCGGAUGCAAUUUAUGUUCAAAAAGUGGUGAAUAUUUGUCGAAAUUUAUUAAGUACCAACAAAUCAACAGAUAUUGUGAAAGUUGGCACAAUUCACUGAGAUAUGAGAACCCACAAAAAAAUAAUAUGAAAGGAAUUAAGCGAAUAACUAUUAAUUACAAUGAUGAUUUUGGAGAUAAAGGUUGUCAGUACAUUUUGGAUGAACUAGAGGAUGACUUAUGGAUCAAAGCUUUAGAUCUACAACGCUGUGGAAUAACCGAAGAUUUAGCUAUCAAAAUUAUCGACAUUGUUCGUUGCAGCAAGUCGCUAGAAAUUUUCGAUUUGCGUCAAAACGAUCAAAUAAAUAUUAAGACAAUUGAAAAAAUUCGACAGGUGUUGGAAGAAAAACAAGAAUUUGGAUAUCAACCAGAAUUUCAGUGGUGUAGUUCAUCGUUAAGUUUAACUCCUAGUGCUUCUACUAUUUCGAAAUUGUCUGUUUCAACUCCAGUUCAUAAAACAAAAUCCGCUCCAAUCAAAAUGAACUGCAGACAAAUGAAUGGUAUACAAUUAGAUAUGGUACCAAGGAAAUCGAAAACAUUGGAGACCGUUUCGAAGCGAGAAGUCAGCGCAACCAUUAUUUCAGAUUUAAAUUUGAAAAUACAAUCUGAAAUUCAAAAAAGAAAGUUGUUAGAAAAGAAAAACGAAGAACUUCAACAACAAUUAAAUAAAUUACAAUCAACUAUUAAAUUUGCACCGCAACAGGGAAAAUGUCCGAAAAAACCACUCAAAAUUGUGGUGGAAUCCGUAGAUAGAAAAGCCAAAAAUUCAAAACCACUAACGAAAUCUGCAGUUCAAAAAGAAGUUAGGGACAAAAAAAAUGAGAUAGUACCUCUUAAUAAUAACACAAAGAGAGGCUUUAUCAAAAAUAAUGAAUAUAGAACAGAAUGUGUCAAAAAUGGAUACAAACAUGAAAAUGUGCCCAACGGAUGUUCUCCAGAAGUUAUCAAUAACGCUUCGAAAAUUUUCCAAAAUAUGUUAAUGAGCGAUAGCUUCGUCGAUUCUUCCAAUGAUUCUACGGAUUUAUUGGAAUAUAUAACCAACGAUAAAUCUCUUAAAAAUGAAACUGGUAAUGUAAGUGAAGUGUCGACAGAAAGUCUGCAGUCUAUUUACCAAUUCAUUGCAGAAUUAGAAAAUAACUCUGGUAAAUACAAGACGAAAGAAAGACGACAAAACAUAGGAAAGAAAUAAACUUUUUUUCAUAGACAAAUUAAAAUGUAAUAUUUAUUAGUAUAUCAAAA
Molecule: messenger RNA, 1989 nt
Organism: Diorhabda carinulata
Lineage: Eukaryota; Metazoa; Arthropoda; Insecta; Coleoptera; Chrysomelidae
Product: protein Cep78 homolog
Exons: 1
Coding region: 140-1939 (599 amino acids)
Cellular component (GO): centrosome
Source: RefSeq, a predicted model, not a curated record